Telopea speciosissima is the source of this 1835-nucleotide messenger RNA. RefSeq lists its product as uncharacterized. The record is from RefSeq and is a predicted model, not a curated record. NCBI's taxonomy places the organism in Eukaryota, Viridiplantae, Streptophyta, Magnoliopsida, Proteales, Proteaceae. Bases 105 to 1502 code for a protein of 465 amino acids. The transcript has 2 exons.
UCUUACACUUUUUCCGGCGAGUUUUCUACCGAGAAAGCCGUGGAGAUUGAAGAAAGAGCUGCUCUUGGACGAAGAUUAGGUCUAUUCGAUCGUGAGAAGGUGCGAUGAGAGGUGUAAAUAACAGUAUUGAAACUGUAAAUGCUGCCGCCAGUGCGAUCGCCGCUGCCGAGAGUCGAGUUCAGCAGACCACGGUUCAGAAGAGAAGGUGGAGCAGCUGCUGGAGUCUGUACUGGUGUUUUGGAUCUCAUAGACAUGAGAAGCGAAUUAGCCAUGCUGUUCUUGUUCCUGAACCGACGGUACCAGGGUCUGCUGCUCCUGCCACAGAGAAUCCAAUGAACCCACCCUCCAGGGUAUUACCUUUUGUUGCUCCUCCAUCAUCUCCUGCUUCUUUUCUUCAAUCAGAACCUCCUUCUGUUACCCAGUCACCAAGUGGUUUACUAUCUCUCACUGCCCUUUCAGCCAACGUUUACUCUCCAGGGCCCGCCUCUAUUUUUGCCAUUGGGCCUUAUGCACACGAGACUCAGUUAGUAUCACCCCCAGUCUUCUCAACCUUCACCACUGAACCAUCCACUGCUCCUUUGACUCCUCCUGAACCUGUUCAGCUUACUACACCUUCAUCACCAGAGGUGCCAUUUGCUCAGCUGCUAAUUUCAUCGUUAGAUCCCAAUCACAGAAAAAGCGGGAUGUGCCAAAAAUUCACUAUUUCCAACUAUGAAUUCCAAUCGUAUCAGCUGUAUCCUGGAAGCCCAGCUGGGCAACUUAUCUCACCUAGCUCGGUGAUCUCAGGUUCUGGAACCUCAUCUCCAUACCCUGACCGGGAGUUCAUAGCUGGAGGACAUCCUUUUCUUCAUUUUGGCGCAGGGGAGCCCCCCAAGAUGAUGAGCAUCGAUAGACUUUCUAGCCGCUACUGGAGGCCGGGACGAGGCUCUGGCUCUUUGACACCGGAUGCUGCUGGACCAACCUCUCAAGACAGUUUCGUUCUGGAGAGUCAGGUGUCAGAGGUUGCAUCUCUUGCAAACUCAGAAAAUGGAUCCCAAAAUGAUGAUGCUGUGAUUGUGAUUAAUCACAGAGUUUCAUUUGAGUUAACUGCUGAAGAUGUUGAGGUUGUGGAGGUUGCAAGCUGUGUGGAAAAGGUGCCUGCAACAUUAAUUGAAUCUGCGACAGAAACUCUAUCAGAUACAGCAACAGAAACGUCCACUACUCAAAGGGAUGGCAUUUUAAGUGGAGGGAAUGCUUUUGAUUGUCGUGUGGGUGAAACAUUGAAUGACAUACCUGAGAGAGCUUCAGGGGAUGGAGAAGAGGAGCAGCAGGAGAAGCAGAAGCACCCUUCUCUAAGGCAAGGGUCUGGGAAAGAAUUCAAGUUUGACAAUGCUGAUGGAGGGGCGUCUGAUAAGCCCACAAUUGGAUCAGACUGGUGGGCCAAUGAGAAAGUCGUGGGCAAGGAGUCAGGGUCCUGUACAAAGUGGGCCUUUUUCCCUCUGAUGCAACCAGGAGUCAGCUAAUCUAUAUAUAUACAUGUUGAGUCAUCAAUUCCAACACUUGUGGCAUAGGAAAGAAGUUUGACAGCAUGGCCAAAAAGGAUUGAAUGCUGUGUCAUCAACUCCGAAGAAACUCGAAGUCAAAGAUUAUAUGCACUGAGCAAUAGCAAUUGUGAGAACCUCACCAGAAGAAGGUGAAGGGGAGGAACUUGGUGUACUGAUAACUGAUUAUAUGUACCAUUUUGCUUGAAGUUCUGAAAUUGAUGAGAUGUUUUUGGGCACCCCACUGGAAGAACAUACAGAACCGUGAAAUUCUAAGGAUAUGCAGCAUGGAAAUAACAUAUAAAGUUUAUUUUC